Molecule: messenger RNA, 2761 nt
Organism: Ostrinia furnacalis (Asian corn borer)
Lineage: Eukaryota; Metazoa; Arthropoda; Insecta; Lepidoptera; Crambidae
Gene: Vps11
Product: vacuolar protein sorting 11
Exons: 15
Coding region: 139-2730 (863 amino acids)
Biological process (GO): organelle fusion; endosome organization; vacuole organization
Cellular component (GO): HOPS complex; endosome
Molecular function (GO): protein-macromolecule adaptor activity; protein binding
Source: RefSeq, a predicted model, not a curated record
UGGACACAUACAUUCAGCAGCAGUGUAUUUUGUGCAACAAAAGGAGGAAAAUAAUUAAGAAACUGAUAAAAUUUAAUCGUUUUUCACGAACAAAAUGUUAAAGUUGAUUAUUUUAAUGAAUUAGUUUCGAGAUACGCCAUGGCUUUUUUAGAGUGGCGUCGAUUCACUUUCUUUGAUACUCACAAGAAUGUAGACAACGGCAAGAUUGCAGAAUGUCUUCAGGACACUCACGUAACAGUCUCCACGAGUGGCAAUGGUCACGUAAUUCUGUGCGAUGUGACGGGCUGGGCACACCUCAUCACCAGGUCUUGGGAGGUGACUUCGUUCAAGGCCUACGAGCUCACCGUCAGCCUUGCUCAGCAGCUGCCUCAUGACCCGUACUUGGUGACUAUUGGUGAUGACGAGUCCGGUGUGAACCCCCUAAUCAAAGUGUGGGACUGGUCCCGCAGCGACCGGCACGGGAACCCCACAUGCGUUCGAGUAUCGCGAGCGGUACCCUCGCAUAUGAGGCCCACACCGGCCACUGCCUUGCAAGUGCAUGACAAUAAGAACCUGCUUGCCGUUGGAUUCCAAGAUGGUUCGGUGUCGCUAUUCCGCGGCGACAUCGCGCGGCAACGCAGCGGGAAAAUGAAGACGUUACCAGACUCCGGCACCAGUCCCAUUACUGGACUAGCUUUCAAGGGAGCAGACAAGUUGUUCGUGGUAUCCCGCGCAUGCAUCAUGCUUUACUGGUUGAACUCUGAGCGCUGCGUAACUCUGGACGCCAAAGGCGCGGCACCAGGCUGCUGCGUGCUUGCCGACAAGCACCGCCUCACCGUAGCUAUUGACGAUGCCAUAUACUGCUACACGACCGAAGGCCGCGGGCCGUGCUACGCUCUUGAAGGCGAAAAAGUGCGGCUCAACUGGUUCCGAUCAUACCUGGUCAUCACCACCAACGAACCAGCUCCUAAAACCGCUGCAUCCACCAGCACUGCACCCGCCCCUAAAUCCCACCACAUAACUAUCUUAGACAUCCAGAACAAAUUCAUCGUCUUCUCCAAAACAUUUGAAGCUAUCGACGUGGUCAUCACCGAAUGGGGAUCCUUUUACCUUCUCACGAAGAAUAAAGAGCUGAUAUACUUGGACGAAAAGGACCUACAAUCGAAGCUGUCGCUGCUAUUCAAAAAGAACCUCUACGACGUGGCGAUAAGGAUAGCGAGCAGUCAGCAUUACGAUGUGGAGGGACUGACUGAGAUAUACAAGCAGUAUGGAGACCAUUUGUAUAGUAAGGGCGACCUAAAAGGCGCGAUCGACCAGUACGUCAAAACGAUCGGUUGGCUCGAAACCUCCUACGUCAUCCGCAAGUAUUUAGAAUCCCGGCACUUAGAACCCUUAGUUCUAUACCUUGAGGAACUCCACAAGAAAGGCUACGCCACUGAAGACCAUACUACAUUGUUGCUGACCUGUUAUGUGAAAAUAGACCAGCACGAUCAGCAAGGGAAGCUGAAGGAGUUCAUCAAUUCGAAGGACAAGGCGAUUGAUUUUGAUGUGGACGUCGCUAUAAAGGUAGUCCGUCAAGUAAGCGUAGACGACGCGUUAUCCUUAGCAGCGGUACACAAACGCCACGACUGGUACCUCAAGAUGGUUCUAGAAGACAAGAAGGACUACAAACGCGCGUUGGACUACAUGCACGACUUGGAGUUUGACGACGCGGACUUGUAUAUGAGGAGGCACGGGCAUUUGUUGAUACAGCAUGAGCCGGAGGAGAGCACUAAGUUCUUGAAAUCGCUCUGCACAGACUACAGGCCGCGUAACAAGCCUCUAGUCGACGAAAGCACCCUCCAGGGCCGCACUCGCCCGGCCGAGCGCGCGCUGCCCGACGACUACAUACACAUGUUCCUCAGCAACUCCGAGCGGCUCAUAGAGUUCCUCGAGCAUAUGACCGCGGCUCAAUUUGAGUGCUCGAAAUUAGUCUACAACGCGCUCAUAGAACAUUACAUUCAUGUGUGGGCAAAAUCCGAAGCGACCGAGAAGUUGCAAUACGAAGCGAAGGUGAUGAAGGUGCUCAAGGACCCCGAAGCGAACUACGACAAGGAUCAGACGCUCGUCAUCUGCCAGAUGCUCAACUUCAAGGCCGGCAUACUCUAUCUGUACGAGGAGAGCAAGCUAUGGCGGGCGCAGGUGUCUUUGCAUAUGCGUUCCGGCGACGCGGAAGGGGCGCUUGCGGUGUGUCGACGACGCGGCGCCGUGUGCCCUCGGCUUUGGCUCGACGUACUGUGGUGGCCGCCGCCCGCCGCUUGUUUGCCCGAGCUGUUAAGAGUCAUUGAUAGUGAGAAAUUGUUGUCGCCUAUUCUAGUCAUCGAUUGCCUAGCGAGUACACCCACGUACACCCUAGGAGAUGUUCGAAAGUAUUUAAUGAACGUCCUCAAAAACGAGAGUGACGUCAUAUCCCGCGAGCAAGAACUGGCCGAGAAGUACCGCAGCGAGAGCGAGAAGAUGAAGGCUCAAAUACAGAAGAUACAGAACGAGCCGGUUACGUUCCAAAGCUCGCGCUGCGCCGCCUGCAACCGACCGCUUGAACUGCCUUCUGUGCACUUCUUGUGUCAGCAUUCCUUCCAUCAGCACUGCUUCCAAUCGUACUCGGAGUCGGAAGCGGAGUGCCCGGCGUGCUCGCCCGCACGACGCGCGCCGCCCGCGCCACACGGCGCCGAAACGCUGCACGCGAGACUACACAACGAGCACGAGCCGUGAGUACACAGUAUUAAAGGCCGGUCGAUCUAUU